Molecule: messenger RNA, 1398 nt
Organism: Prunus mume (Japanese apricot)
Lineage: Eukaryota; Viridiplantae; Streptophyta; Magnoliopsida; Rosales; Rosaceae
Source: RefSeq, a predicted model, not a curated record
GAGUCAGAAACAAGGGAAGUAGGCGAUACCAGAUCCUGAGCAUCUUUGGUUCUUCCAUUCGCUAGAAAUUUUCAAUUUCUGGUUCAUUCGAGACCACCACCACCAGGCCGCGACCCGCUCGGCCACCCGAGACCCGCGACCCCCUCGCCCACCCGCGACCCUCUCUCUCUGUAAAAAAUAAUGGCCUACCGGUAUAAAGGUAGACAGGAAACAAGCACCCGGGGCAACCAGCCAAAUGAGAAAGAUCAGGCAUAUCAGGAUUCACUAGUUGAUGAUCUAGCCGAGGAAUUUCGACUGCCAAUUAAUCACAGGCCAACAGAAAAUGUCAAUCUGGAAAAUGUGGAACAAGCAUCAUUGGACACACACAUAGCAUCAUCUAACAUUGGUUUUAGGCUUCUCCAAAAGAUGGGGUGGAAAGGGAAGGGACUUGGGAAGGAUGAGCAAGGAAUCACUGAGCCAAUAAAAUCUGGGAUUAGAGAUCCAAAAUUAGGAGUUGGAAAACAAGAGGAAGAUGAUUAUUUUACAGCAGAAGAAAAUAUCCAGAGAAGAAAACUUGAUGUUGAAAUUGAAGAGACUGAGGAACAUGCAAAGAAGCGGGAGGACCAUCAACUUUCGAAGGUCCUGAGAAUUUCCUGCAGUUUUUAUUACCUGGUGGCUUCUACUGCCUGCUUCGUGCACAUUAUGAAAAUCCAGGUGUUAGCAGAACGUGAGCAGAAAAUUCAAACCGAGGUGAAAGAAAUACACAAGGUGUUCUACUGUGAUCUUUGCAACAAACAAUACAAGUUGGCUGUGGAAUUUGAAGCUCACUUGAGCUCAUAUGAUCACAAUCACAGAAAGCGUUUUAAAGAAAUGAAAGAAAUGCAUGGUUCCAGUAGUCGGGAUGAUCGCCAGAAACGAGAGCAGCAGCGUCAGGAAAAGGAAAUGGCAAAGUUUGUUCAGAUUGCGGACGCUAGGAAGCAGCAGCAGCAGCAAGAAGAAGAAUCUGGGUCUGCCCCGGGUUCCACUGAACUGACAAGUGCUACUACACUUGCAGACCAGGAUCAACGGAAGGCUUUGAAAUUUGGGUUUUCUUCUAAAGGUGGCACGUCUAAGAGCUCGUUCAGUAGUGUUGCAAAGAAGCCAAAAGUUCCUGUGGCCUCAGUGUUUGGCAAUGAUAGCGAUGAAGAAUAAGUGACAGUGCCGCUGUAACCGGCCAUCAGCUUUGUACCGUAUAAAGUUUGCAUUGCCUUUGCAGUUAUGUAGUUUAUGUGACCUACAACCGCAGUUAUAGACAUUUGUGAUUCACGAGAUGAAACAUCGUGUUUUUAUAGCCCAAUCCAAGUCAAACAUUGAUGCUUAUGAGUGGUUGGUUUGUAAAGAUUAUUUGUUGUGAUAAGUUGACUCCUGUUUAUGAAAGUA